CUCUAAACAGUCUCUUCACUUUCUCCACCCACACUCUCCGGUCGGCAUCCUAAGUCCACCACCACUGUCCCCAUCCUUUCUUCUCUUUUCUCUCUCACACAGUCACACACUCUUACAUAUAUAUUUUGCUAAAUUACAUUCACACGAGCUUCUGAUUGCUUUCCUUUUCUUUUCAAUCCGCGCCGAAAGUGAAUUCGGAUUGAUCAGCCAGCAUCCCCCCCCCCCAGAAAGUUUCUUCCUUUUUUUGAGAUUAAAGUAGCAGAAAUGAGCGUCGGCAGUUUUUUGCUUAAUCGUGGAAUUUAAGCUAUAAUUUGAGCAUUUUUGGAGUGUAUUUGAAGAUCUACUGGAAGGAAUUGGAAGCAGGGGAAAAGGGUAUUAAGCUCAGCUGUUGAAGCUGGGGGAAGAACAGCAGGAUGAAGUCGAAUGCUAGGCUUGACUCGGCUGUUUUCCACCUUACUCCGACUCGAACUAGGUGCGAUUUGUUUAUUGUUGCUAAUGGAAAGAAAGAGAAAAUCGCUUCCGGCCUGUUGAAUCCAUUUCUUGCGCACCUGAAGACUGCACGGGAUCAGAUUGAAAAGGGUGGCUACUCCAUUGUCCUUGAACCAGAAAAUGUUGAAGAUGCAUCUUGGUUCACAAAGGGAACUGUGGAGAGGUUUGUUCGUUUUGUAAGCACUCCAGAGAUCUUGGAAAGGGUAGAUACUAUAGAGCUUGAGAUCCUACAAAUUCAGGAAGCAAUAACCAUCCAAGGACGCAGUGAAGCAGGCGAGAAUCACGUGGAAGACCAUGAAGGGAAGCAUAUCAAAGGAAAUGAAGGUUCGAAAACAAAUGCAGAACCUAAUGACGAGAGAGCCAUUGUCUUAUAUGAGCCUGAAGCACAUCAAGCCCAAACCAAUGGCCAAAUCUCACAGGAGGGGAAUUCGAAAGCCCAGCUUCUGAAAGUCCUGGAAACAAGGAAAAAUAUACUGCGAAAGGAACAAGGUAUGGCUUUUGCUCGUGCUAUUGCUGCUGGUUUUGAUGUUGACCAGAUGGCACUGCUUGUAUCAUUUGCUGAAUGCUUUGGAGCCUCUCGAUUAUUGAAUGCAUGCUUGAAAUUUGUUAACCUGUGGAAGAGAAAGCACGAAACUGGACAGUGGGUUGAAAUUGAAGCAUCAGAAGCAUUGGCUGGUCGAUCAGACUUCUCUGCCAUGAAUGCUUCUGGCAUUGUCUUUUCUAGACCAAUCGAUGAUAACUUGGCUUUAGAAAAUAACGAGAAAUCAGGAGGAAAACAAAAUCAUCAAGCCCCAGUAAAUCAACAAGAAUAUUUUCAGGGUCAGUUUCCCAAUGGAAUGUUCCCAUCCUGGCCUAUGCAUCCUCCUCCUGGUUCCCUGCCUAUGUUUCCGCCGUAUCCUGUACAGGGAAUGCCUUAUUAUCAGGGUUAUCCAGGAGGUGUUCCCUUUUAUCAGCCACCCUAUUCACAAGUGGAUGAUCAUCGCUUGAGUUCAAAUAAUAAGACUCCGCGGAGAAGGCAUUCUGUGGGUGGUGGAGAUGAUAACAAUGAAUCGGAGACCUGGGAGUCAGGCUCGUCCAAAUCAAGGUCAGAGGAUGACGCAGAGUUUGAAAGAGAUCCUUCAGAAUCUAGGCAAUCACGAAAGAAAUCUGGACGGUCUGGUAAAAAACAGUCCGGCACAGUUGUCAUCCGAAACAUUAAUUACAUCACUGCCAAAAAGAAGAAUACUGCCAAUUCUGAUUCAGAAUCAGGUUCUUCUGAAAGCGGGUCAGAUGGUGAAGAUAUUCAGGGAAAUGAUGGCGGUAAAACCUCAAGAUCUUCCAAAAGGAGAGGAAGCCAUCCAAUGGUUGGGGAAGAUUAUGAGAGAGAGAAUUUCAAUGAAAAGGAAACAGAUGGUGGACACUGGCAAGCAUUUCAGAGUUUUCUACUAAAAGGCGUGGAUGAAGAAAGUCAUACAGCUAAGGAAGGUAUGUUCGCCAUGGAAAAUGCUGGUAAAACAAAGAGACGACAAAAUAAUGUUGUUGAUGAUCCAUUGGCUCUCGGUGGACUAGAAUCGUCUGUAACACAAGAUAGAAGGAUGGGCACAUUGAAUGAAGUUCAUGGCAAUAGGUCUCGUCUUCGUCGAGGAUCAGAUGACGGUGUAAUGCUUUCUGGAGGAUAUAAUGAUGCCAGAGGAACUGAUGAUCAAAUCGAUAUGCAUUCUGCUGAGACAAAAGGGAGAAGAGUCAUUUCUAGGAACACUAAUGAUGAUUUUAUGAUUGGCCGUCGAGAAGAUUAUCCAGAACAUGGUUCCUUGGAUCCGCUGUCAGUUAAUAGAUUUGACCGGGUUAACAGUAAGUUAGGGGGAGAAUCAUCCCGGGGUACUAUGGAUGAGUCUUUCAUUGUGCCAUUUAGGUCUAUGUCAUUGGAUGGAGCACUGGAGGAUCGAGCUGUCAUUGAUAUGAAUAAUGAGAUGCCAUCAGGUGAACAAAAGUCUGAAAACAUAUCUGGAGGGAAGAGGAGACAUGUUUAUGAGCCGGAUGAUGUUAGUUUGAUUCCAGAACGUGACACAGAAAAUAAUAUUGGGUAUGAUCCGGCUUUGGACUAUGAAAUGCAUGCUGGCUUGGAUAACGGCGCAAAGCAAACCACCAAUGGCAAGGCAAAUACAAAAAAGUCGGUCAAUGGUCGGAAUGUGAAAGGUACUUCAGAUACGCUGGACAAGAAAAGGGUUGGAGGACCUAUAAGAAAAGGGAAACCAUCCAAGACAAGUCCUCUGGAGGAUGCACGGGCACGUGCUGAUAAGAUACGGGCCUUUAAGGCUGACGUACAGAAAUUGAAGAAAGAGAAGGAAGAGGCUGACCUCAAAAGGCUGGAAGCUCUUAAGUUAGAAAGGCAAAAGAGGAUUGCUGCAAGAGCCAACUCCACAACUGCUGCAUCAACUUCAGCGUCUUCGCAAACGAGAAAAUUGCCUUCAAAACCCUCUCCCAUCCCUUAUAAAGGAUCUAAGUUCAGUGAUUCAGAACCUGGGUCAUCGUCACCUCUACAGAGAUCAAAAGUCAGAACUUCUGUUGGAUCAAAUGAUUCUCGUAAAUCCUCUAAACCAAGCAAACUAUUUGGAGGCAGCCCCUUGCCUGGAACUAGGUUAACUAGAUCAGUAUCAUCAUUGUCUGAACAAAGGAAGGAAAGUAGUGGUGUGACACCUGAUUCGAAGGCAUCCAUUGCUCGUAUUAAACGGUUAUCUGAGCCCAGAAACGUUAGCAAUCAGUCUGCUACUUCAACAAAGGUGCAACCCAGAUCAGCAUCAAAAUUAAAGUCAUCUGAGGGACCUGAUGGCAAAAAAAUCUCUGCUAUUAUGAACCUCGACAAGAGUAAGGGUGCAACUCUUCCUGAGCUGAAGCUUAAAACACCCACGGGACAGUCAAAUGCAUUCCAGAACAAGGCACUUGCUGGGAAAAACCCCCUAAAGAAUGAUGAGGUCAAGCAUUCUGCUCCUUCUGGACCUUCUGAGCCCUUUAUUGACAAUUCCAAGCUAUCUCAGGAUAGUGACAUUGAUGAUAAUCCGAUUGUGGAGAAAAAUAUAGUUGUUCUGGAGAAUGAUAAGCCCUCUACUUCAGUUGUAGAUGCUUCCGUGCAGAAUUUUGGACCGCAGAACCUACAUUUUGAAAGUCAUGAAAUGCCACAGGAGUCGCAAGGAGUACCUCGGUAUGCUGCAGUACCUGAACCUCCAGCCUCUAAUGGGGUUCGUAAAGUAACAGUGCCUGGCCAAUUACAACUGCAUUCCGAUAUUAUUGAGGUAAAGUCAAGUUCUGUGGAAGAUUUAUCCAAAACUGUGAAACAUACGCCUGCUGAAAAACCUUAUGCCGCCCCUUAUGCUCGAGCAUCUUCUUUAGAAGACCCUUGCACGAGAAAUACAGACUACAGCAAGGCACCCCCAUUAAGCUCCGGAAUCACACCAGCGGUAAAAGUUCAUGUACCUAGUGAAAGAUCUCCUCAAGUUGAUUUCAUUCCAGAAUCUUUAGCCCAAAUUCAAGUAAAAGAGUCGCCGAAAGGUUUAAGACGGCUUUUGAAGUUUGGGAAGAAGAGCCAUAGUUCAGCCGCUGCUGAUCAAAGCAAUGAAUCUGACACAGCAAGUAUCAAAGGUCAUGAUGCGGGAGCUAAAGUUGCAACCAGUGCUUCCAGUGAAGCUCAUACAUUGAAGAACCUGAUAUCUGAAGAUGAAACAAACACUCCUGGCAAGGCUUCACACAAAUGUAAGUAUGCUAUCUAUGGUCUGUAGUCUCUACGUUAUUAGAAAAAGUGUGGAAAUUGCAGAUCACUCACAUAUUUGUCUCUGUGCACAGCUUCCCGCCAUUUCUCUUUGUUGUCAUCUUUCCGUAGCAAGACAAGCGAAAAGAGGAUGUCGACGUAAGGUGGUUAUCACUCAGAAAAUUUUGCUGCCACGUUCCUUUGGGUAACAUUUGGGGAAUUCUUGAAGAACUGUUUUGUUUGUACGAAAUUGUGUAUAUACAUUCCCAUCCUUGUUUGAUAUUUUGUAAUGAAGUGUUUUUACAACUCCUCCUCCUUCAUUUUCAGAUUUCGCUUAAUUAUGUAGCUUGUUGUCCAUGCACAUGUACUAGGAUUUGGAGCGUUUAUUUUGGUUCUGCAUUUGAAGAAAUGAAAGAAACGCAGGUACAAAACAAGGAGCAUCCUGGCAACUCCAUUUUAGUAAAACUAGGAAGAAGUCAAAAGAACUACAGACUAUACUUAAAAUACACAAUAACUUUUAGUUCAUUUUCUAUCUUUCCGUUUUGCACUAUUUUCAAAGCAUUUGCAUGAGCAUUCCCAGGAAGCAAAAUGCUCUGAUAAUCAAGAAGGUAAUAUUUCCU
Messenger RNA from Oldenlandia corymbosa var. corymbosa, 4830 nucleotides. The record is from the annotation of a GenBank genome assembly. Lineage: Eukaryota; Viridiplantae; Streptophyta; Magnoliopsida; Gentianales; Rubiaceae.